AUGCCUGAGGAACAGAUCCCGCUGGAUGACUACCAGCGUCCAGCAUCGUCAGCCUCGUCGGCACCAAGAUCGCGGCAGCCAUCCGUUGGGGAGCUGCAGGAAACAGGGCCUCCCGAUGGUGGUGGAGGCCAUUUUGUGGCUAUAAGAAACAUGCUGAAUGCUACGCGUAACCGCCCGGUGGCUCGUAUUGCACCGCUGGAACCAUCCUUUGUACCAGCACCGCAACGAUACUUCCCCAUCGUAAUACCCGCCGAACCGACGAUCGAGGAGUUGCUGCGCCAAGCAGCCGGAACGCAGGAUCUAGCAACGGUGCACGAGAUUAAGCUUAAAGUCAUAUCGCACAUGACCAGUCUGCAGCGAAUACCAUGCUUUAUACCGCAGCUGCGAUCGCUCAUACUGGAAGGCAGCAUCGUGAUGACCUUGCGGGACCUGGGAUGUGAUAUGACGUUCCUGCGCUAUCUGAACGUGUCUCGGUGCAGCUUGAAGCACUUGGACGGAACAACGGGGCUUGAAUCGCUCGAGGAACUCGUCGCGGACUACAAUCUUAUAGAAGAGGUGGGACCGUGUUCGAAUUUGAUCAACAUCAGGAAGAUCAGUCUGAAGGGCAAUCGGAUAACUGAUUUGGGCAGUGUUACCUUUCUGGCUCUGUGCGAAAAGCUGGAGGUGCUGGAUUUGAGGGAAAAUUUCGUAUCCGAAGAUCCUUCGUUUUGGCACGUGCUCAGAACAAAUAUUCCACAGCUCCGGUGUCUGAACGAGACACAGUUCCGCGAGGUGACAAGCGAUGAAACGGACCUGUCCAGCUCGGACUAUCGAUCGUCCAGCUCCGGAAGUAUUGAAGACGUUCAACGGGGCCGAUGGGAUGUGCCGGCGGCAUCUUCUAACGGAAGAGAAGAUAUUCCGCUGCCUAGCGACAGAGUAACGCGCCGUCCAAUUACGGCUUCCGUCGAAAGGCGAGUGACAUUGGAGCUACUGGAUCAGCAACGUCCUUCUACUGCUGAUACGGUUAAGAUAAAGGCGCAACUAACAUCCGGCGAACCAGUUGUCGGAAGCGUUAUCACCAAGGCACGCCGAAGACGUCGUCAACGUACUGCCUGGGGUGAGUCUACAUCUUGCUCCAGUGUCAGCAGCUCGGAUUCUUCCUUUUCGAAAGAUUUCCCCGAACGUUUGCCACAGAAAGCGGUCGACCUCGAGCUCGGUGUGAUCGGUGUGGCGGGUCAGGGUGAGUCGUCACGCAGCACACACCACCGACAGCCGGAAUCGGCCACCGGAACGGACGAUGAUCCGCAGAACCUGCUGCGUGCUGCACGGUUGUGGCGCCAGCGAUCGUUGCAAACGCGUGAAACCAUUCGCGAGCAGGAGCAGAUGCUAAUUUUACGGCAACUGCACGAUGAGGAGUAG
This is a messenger RNA of Anopheles marshallii, 1398 nucleotides long. RefSeq lists its product as uncharacterized. The coding region runs from base 1 to 1398 and encodes 465 amino acids. The transcript has 4 exons. Gene Ontology annotation, molecular function: protein binding. The record is from RefSeq and is a predicted model, not a curated record. NCBI's taxonomy places the organism in Eukaryota, Metazoa, Arthropoda, Insecta, Diptera, Culicidae.